Molecule: messenger RNA, 1314 nt
Organism: Oncorhynchus gorbuscha (pink salmon)
Lineage: Eukaryota; Metazoa; Chordata; Actinopteri; Salmoniformes; Salmonidae
Exons: 4
Coding region: 205-924 (239 amino acids)
Source: RefSeq, a predicted model, not a curated record
AGUGUUUGAUGGCAGUGAACUCAUUGUACAGUAGUCCAUCACGCAUCUGACCUGCUCCUGCUCUCCUCAUGCUGGGAAGAUUUAUACAAAGCUUCAUCGCACACAGCAUUCAGGAGUCCACAGUUCAGACAGAGUUCAACAUAACAAGAUUGUCUGAUCCUCCGUAUCAACAAAACCAAAUUAAAGCCCUCUCAGUCUGUCAGUAUGAAGGUGUUAGAGGUGGGAGACUCAGUGAGUCAGUUCAGGUUGGCUGAGUCAUGUGUGGGGCUGGCAGGGUGUCUGUGUGUGGCCUACUCUGUUUGGACCCCUCGCUGGCUCAAUGACCAGGGACUGUGGUCUAUAGGCAACAACAGCACCAACACAGACAGUGAUGGUGACCAGACUGGGGACAUCAUCUUUAACGCCCUGGAGGCAGAGCAAGUGUUUGGGGUGCUGUCAUUCCUCAUGGCUGUGAAUUCAGGGGCUCUGUGCCUCGUGUUCGCCCUCUGCUGGACAUCCCAGACAGUGCGCUCUUACUCCAACACCCGCUCCCUCCUCAUGGCAGGCCAGGCCCUCUACCCCACCGUCUUGCUGCUCCUCACUCUGGGACCCACAGGAUUCUUCUUCCUCCUCAGCUGGUCCCUCUUCACCUACCAGCACCGGGUGGAGAUCAGCGAUGACUUCACAUGCCUGGGCUCCUCCUUUUGGCUGGGUACCCUGGGCUGGGCCCUGCUAUUGGUUGCUCUGCCUGUGGUCUUCCUGGUGGAGCAGUGUGUGGUCCCGGACAUCCUGCCAGAUCUCAUGAAGGCUGCCGAUGGGUGGCGGGGCGCCUCCCAGGAACCGUACGCCCAGCGCUCGUUCAUCGUGAGUCACCAGCGUUGUCAUGAAGACCAGAGUGAUGAAGACAUUGCGAGAGGGCUGAGGAGGUACAUGUCUGUACUCUGAGAGGAGGAAUAGAGAGGACAAAGGACAGUGAUGGAGUAUUAGUGUAACCUUCUUCAGGCUCAGAGACUGAGCUGACUGCAGAAUGGGACUGGACUGGGCACACAGCUGAUAGGGGUCCAUGUUCACACUAGCAGUUCACCAGGGAGAGGAGCUUCUAGUCUGUGUCUGUAUCAGAGAUUUCUCCACUGUAGGAGAAUGUUUACAGACACACUCUGAGAAUAUGUAAUAUUUAGACUAAUCAAAUCCAAUUUCAUUGGUUGUGCACACACAUAUUUUGCAGAUGUUAUCGCAGAUGCAGCGAAAUGCUUAACAUAAUGUGCCAUUGGAACACAGGAGUGAUGUUUGUUGAUAAUGGGCCUCUGUACGCCUAUGUAGAUAUUCCAUCAAAAA